AUGAAGGAGAGCAAGGGGGGAAAACAAUUACCAAUGACCGUACCGGAAGCUGUGAAGAUUAAUGGGUCGUUAGAACACUCAUCUCACUCUCUUUACAACCCCCUUUAUCUUCUGUUCACUAUUCAUCCUAUAAUUAUCUCUGUACUGUUGCAGGCAUGUGAGAUACCAACCGAUUUUCGUGCAGAGCAAUGCAGCGCUUUCGACGAUGUACCAUACAGGGGAAAGUUACUAAAAUGGCAUCCAUACGACGAUCCAACGAAACCCUGCUCUUUAAUUUGUCAUGGAGUUUCAUCUCGAUCCUCAACUUUGUCAACAAGAGACUACGACUCCAGCCACCAAGAUGACAAAAAUAACAAACUAACAUCUGAAGAAGAAAGUAUUGAGGAUAGUUUCACUGAAUUGGAUACUGAUGACUCGAUCGUUGUUCAACUUGCUGAUAAAGUUCAAGAUGGAACCAGAUGUCAUACUGACAGCCUUGAUAUUUGCAUCGGUGGAACUUGCUUGAUAGUAGGAUGUGAUAUGAAAGUAGGCAGUGGUAAAACAAAAGAUCUUUGCGGCGUAUGCGGUGGAAACGGUUCGACUUGCCAGUCAAAAUACUCCUGGAGCCUGGAAUCGAUAUCUGCUUGCUCUAAAUCCUGCGGCGGUGGUUUUAAAAUGGCUGCACCAAUUUGCAAAUCACUGGAAGAUGAUAGUACGACCGAUGAAGAGAACUAUGGAUUAGUGGUGAGUGGACUUCCAGAUCAUAGAUGCAACGCCAACCAUAAGCCAAAAACUCAAGAAACGUGCAAUACUAUUUCCUGCCCGAUGUGGGAAACCGAUCAGUGGAGUGAAUGUUCAGCGACAUGCGGAACUGGAGUAAGAACAAGAACCAUUGAGUGUAGAGACGGAAAUGGAAAAUUAUCAAAUGAUUGUGAUUCUGCAGAGCGGCCUUAUGAUAAACAGGAUUGUAAAACCAACAUCGACUGUCCUUUGUAUUCAGAUGAGAUAUCACAACCAUUAAUGCAGCCUUAUCCACCGCCUCCAAUGCCCGAGAAAUUAAUUGACCAGCCAAUACCAUCUGAAGCUACGUUUAUAGCUGAUGAAUGGUCUACAUGCAGUGCAACUUGUGGUGAAGGCAUUCGUCAUCGUGAAGUUCAUUGCAAGAUAUUUCUCGAAUUUAGUAGGACAAUAGCUAAACUCCCAGACCGUCAAUGUACUGGUCUGAAACCUGUGGAAACAGAGAAAUGCAUGAUCCGAGCAUGUGGCCUGAUGGAAAACAGUCUCUCGUAUAGAGUUGACACUGUUGGAGACAGCGGGUACGAGGAAUCUAAUUUGAUGGAUUCAUUUAGAUCUGCCAGCUCGGAUGAGUAUGAAGGCAGUGUCAAAGUUGCUACUGGUAAUUCUGGACAGACGACUUAUUCAUGGAAGGAAGCGGGGUACAGCGCUUGCACUGCUUCUUGUCUCGGAGGAGUUCAAGAUUUGAUUAUCAAUUGUGUCCGAGAUGACACUGGUAAAACAGUUAUUCCACUUCUCUGCACCAAGGAAACAAAACCCGAGUCCCGAAUUCGUACUUGCAACGACCACGCCUGUACCCCACGAUGGAACUAUAGUGAUUUUUCACCGUGUAACAGUCCCUGUGGUAUUGGUAUACAAACGCGAGACGUCACUUGCAUACACGAGGUAGCGCGGGGUCCUGGGAAUACAGUGGUAGUACCAAACCAUAUGUGUCAGACGCCACCGCCAGUUGACAGGCAGCAUUGCAACGUGUGGGAUUGUCCACCCAAAUGGCAACCCGGAGAAUGGGACAAAUGUUCUAAAAGCUGCGGAGGCGGUAUUAAACGACGUCAGGUUGUUUGUGAACAAGUAAUGGCUCAAGGUCACAAGCAAAUUCGUCCUGACCGAGAAUGCCAAGGAAAUAAACCUUCAUCUGAAAAACCAUGCAACACCAGAUCUUGUUAUGAUAUUGGGUUAAAUGUUCAACCAGUGAUAUUCAGUCAGAAUACGACGUUUAAUCAGCGGGAUCCUGAACAAAAAGUUGAUCUCAAAAUUGGGGGGACUGCAACAGUAUUUCAAGGGAUACCCGUGGUCAAAAUUCGUUGCCCGGUUAAAAAAUUCAGCAAGGGGCAGAUUAUUUGGACAAAAGACCGUGCAGAAUUACACAAAUCUCGAAAGUAUAAAAUUAGCCGAAAGGGAGCUUUGAAGAUAAUCGAUAUUGGAAUUACUGAUAGCGGCUCAUAUGCAUGCAUUGCUGGACAAUCGCAUGCCGAAUUACGUUUAAUAGUGAGACCUCGAACCAGAGAGCAAAUGAGUAGUGAAGAAAUUUUACGAUUUGGUAAUACUGUGAAUCAUCGACAGGAUGUUAAUUUGGAUUCGGGAGGCGCAAGUUCUGGCGAAAAUUUACAAAUCGAUCGCGCUGCACCAGCUUAUCAAGGCGCCUUUUCAUUCGGGAAUGAUGAUCUCAGUCACGAAUCACGGCCUGAAAUACCUUCUGUAGGAAAACCAACUAAAAAACCCCGAAGGCCUAAACGUCCAAAACCAAGUCCUCCAACAUCGGACGUAAUAUCCAAUGGAGAGUAUUCAGUAACGUCAAUUCAUCAGCCGGGUUAUCAUGAGUCUGUUGAAUCUACAGCUUCUUCUAGUGCUUCUCGACUUACACCACAUUUCAGUCAAUUAAUUUCUACCUUGCAGUCAUAUUGGCCAUUCCAAAAUGGUGGAUCGUCUAAUCGAGGGCACCGAAUGGCGCCUGAAUUAUCUCCCAACAAAUUUCACUCGAAAAAUACCCUCGAACUGAAUACAAAAGAUCCUAAAGAUAAUGACGUACAUAUACAUUACGACAGCAUAGACAAAGAUUUCGAUAUGUUUGGACGUAAUUCGGUGAUUCCUGACGACAAAUUUGGACCGGAUGAAGAGCGAAUAUUUAUUGAGGACGAGCCUUAUGAUUUCGACAGCGCUAUAUCUUCAAUGAAUGCAUGGGACAACAGAAAAAAAUCAACCGAAUCGCUUAGAAUUUACAAACAUCGAUUCACGACGGAACAAACUUCUGAUUACUUUGAAGAAUCUUUGAGAAAUAUUAAAAACCAAAACCUCAAUAACAAUGUUGAUAAUUAUUUGAGAAAUGAGCGAGGUAUUAAAUUGAGUAAAAAAAAUAGCGAAAAAAUUUACUCGCCAACCGAAACUUCUACUAUUGACACCUAUUUCCAAGGCCAUACUGAUGAUAAAAAUAAAAUUACGGAGAUUUAUCCAUCAACAAAUCCACUAGAAAAAAGUUACUCAGUAGAAUCUCAAGAUAAGAAUGAUUAUUCUAAACCUCAUCUUAGUACUACUGGUACCUCUCCAACUCCAACUAUAAGUAAUGACAAAUCAACAAUAGACUUGGAUAAAAUUGUAAAUUAUUCUGUCCAUACGACUGUUAAAUCAAUAGCUAAUGAUAAUGUUAAAUUAUCAACAGAAUCUUUGACGAUAAAAUUGCCUGAAGAUGAUGAAAAAAUGUUUGACUCCGGUAGCGAAAUGGAACAAAUAGAAGAUUCAUAUGAAGAAGAAUUGAUAAAACAAAAGCUAUCUAAAAAUGAAACAGCAAAAUUGUCAACAAAUCACAGUGGAAAUAAUUCAAAAAUUUCGAGUGAUGAGAUUGCUCGAGAAAAUGACUCAGAGAACAUCGAUCACGGAGCGGUUGAAGUGUUGAGUAAUGAGGAUACUACGGAAAAAACACGGCAUUCAAAACAUAAAAAUCACUCUCAUAACUCAUUGAAGAAUAAAAAUUCAAAUCAACCAUUAAUACAAGUGGAAACAUUGACUUUUGACAUGAACGACACCACUGAUGAUACUUUCAAUAUUUUUACUAAAGAAACUAGUGAGAAUUUAGUAUUUGAAUGGGUUACUACUGAAUGGUCUAAAUGUUCGCAAACUUGUGGAGGUGGUGGAUUUCAAAUGAGAGGAGCUCAGUGUAUGGUUCGUUCAACAAAGCCAGCUAGUAAUAACACACGAGUUUCAUCGAGAACUGUAAUAGGUGCUUCGCUUUGUGAAGAUGCUGGUUUUAACGUACCGGCAAAAGUUCGUCCUUGUGGCUUAGAGAGAUGUCCCCAAUGGCAUACAAGUGAAUGGACCCCGUGUGAAUCAUCACGCUGUUUUAAUUGGAAAACUGCAAUGCAAAGGAGAGAUGUUACCUGUCGUUUAAUUGAAGACGCAGUUAACGGCUCAACAAACGCGACUAUUCUUAAUACCGAUAAAUGCGACGACGCAAUAAAACCACCACAAAGACAAGAAUGUUAUAACGAUGCCUGUAAAGGAGUUUGGAGAGUAGGUGAAUGGUCGGAGUGCACAGCAUCUUGCGAGGAAGAUGGCAUUAAAUAUAGAAUUUUACAGUGUGUAUGGUUUGGAACAAAAAAGCCUGCAGGUAACGCAUGCCGUGAUAUACCUAGACCUCCAGUUAUGAAAAUUUGCAAAGGUUCUCCGUGUCCUCGAGUACCUGAAGACUGCGAAGAUCAUUCGCCACUAUGUACCAGGGUUAAAAUGAUGAAUAUGUGCCGAGUACCGCUUUAUCAGAAACAAUGCUGCAAAUCUUGUCGCUAA
Messenger RNA from Cotesia congregata, 4548 nucleotides. NCBI's taxonomy places the organism in Eukaryota, Metazoa, Arthropoda, Insecta, Hymenoptera, Braconidae. The record is from the annotation of a GenBank genome assembly.